CCUUGCUUUGCGCCGCUCCGCCGCUGUCGGAGAGACGACGACGACGAGGACGAGAACGAGGACGACGCACGGGCGUACCGCGGUGUCAGCGAAUCCCAUUUCGUCGCUCGCGCGUGCUCCGCCGACGACAACGGGCGUGUUGUUCGCGUAGCCAAGUGUCGCGUUCGCGUACGUCGCGAGAAUCGUUUCGUUACGCUUUUGUGCAUCUCGGGGCUCUCGUCGACGAAACACCUCGUCCAGAGGGUGGGAGCGAGACAGAGAAAAAGAAAGGGAGAAAGAGAGGAAGGGAGAGCGAGAGAGAGAGAGAGAGGCGCCCUGGCCACUCGCGAAGGAUCGUCCUGUACGUUCCCUUCUGUCACCUUCGUGCCGAGACUGAUACGGAUCGCGCGGCGGCGUCGUCUCGACCGAUGCCCCGUCGACGGAUUCAACCCGGUGACGGUACGACCGUGUUGUGUGUUGUCCGUUGUUAGUGCAUCAUGUGAUUGCUUCCCCAGGGUAUUAUCUACGCCACGGUGACGGAUACUUCGUGCGAAGGAUGCAGGAACCGUCGUUCCCGCGCCGAAAAGGGCUCCUCACCCCAGUGUCGGUGUUGGUGCUGCUGAUACUACCAUUGGUCGAUCUACCUUCUGCAAACGGAUCUUGUGAGUUUCCAUCAAGUUGGACGGGAGAAUGGUACCAGUAUGGAAAACCCGUAUUCGCUAUAAAUACAACUGUUCUCGGAGAUAGAGUCUGCGUCGAAAGAACGGAUGACAAAUAUGUCGUUUUUUAUAGCACCGACAACUGUUAUCAUUGUAUGAUUAUCAACGGACGACAUGAGAACGUUAUUCAAUAUCGUGAAGGCCCGUGGUGUAACGUGGAUCGAAUGAGUUUGGAAGAAAUGUGUAAUACGAUUUCCUCGGAUGACAUGCUCUUUUCGAUAUUCCGCAUGAAUUCCAAACCGAUAUCUUGUCCAUUUAGCGGAUCGUCAUUCACAUUCACGUAUAAUCGAGGUUACGGUGAAUGUACAAUGCCUAUAAGUCUCGCGGAAAAAUGUACAGACGAGAGUAAGCUUCUUCUCAAGUACCAGGCCUGUCCGGACGUCGAUGGGACCGAAAGUAACACCGAGGAACUACAAUGCCUUGCCGUUUGGAACGAUGGUCGAAAUAAAUAUCUGGUGGGAACCUUGAGAGGGAGAAGCGUUCUGAGUGCAAAGAUGUACAGGUGUUUCCUGUACGAAGAAAAGCCUCAUCAUCAGGGAAAGAUGAUUUAUUUGCUUGCCCAGUCUGGCGAUCCGACUUGCAAUGGUUUAACCACCGUUUCUGAGGGUUCACCUACUAUAAAGCUUACUAAAGUCGAUAAGGAACACAGUAGAUGUAAAUAUCCGGCCUGGGUAACUCAGCACCAUGACUGGCACUCUCUCGACGGUACGAAGGAUUAUCACUUCACAAAUAAAAAUGCCACUCUGAAAAUAAAGGCACAAGCACAGGAUGCCAAUGGCGAAGCGUUCCAUGAAGAAAAAAUUGUUUGUCAUAAUUUAGAAAAAUUGUCUCCGAACGAAAGCAUGGGGAAUAAAGUGAAACUAGUCGCUCAUGUCACCAGCGGCUGCGACAUUGGUUACGUUUGCAUGAUAUUCCACAAAAGAGACAGUCAUAUUAUUGAGAUACAGCAAUCAGAUCAAAAAGCAAUUAUGCCAGACGAGGCGUGCUCCAUCUCCGAUCCUUCCACGAUGCCGUAUACGACCUUAAUAACCACGUCCUUGCAUCAAAGAAAAUGUCCUAAUCCAGGACGAUACGAGAUCAUGGAUUUUGCUGCAUCGGAUAUGUUGUCGGCUCCCAUGUCAAGGCGACAGCGGCGUAGUGACUUAUCAAAGACGACCAAAAGGCGAAUUUGGCAGGACAACACCGAGGACGCGGAAUGCAGGAGUACGGACAUUCAAGUAGGCUGCUCCUCGCUCGAUCAAACUGAAAUGAUAAUCGCCAAUACAUGUGAACAUGAAGAGAUUGCCUAUUUUUGUCAUGGCAGUUGGGAGGAGAAAGGGACGUGGUACACGAUAGCGUCGCAACGGAAUUCCGAAUUCUCAGCCAGCCUAGGGCAAACGUUUUGUUUUUCUAUGCGUCUUGAAAGUGUCAGAGACAGAGUCUUGGGAAGAGGUGGCAGGCAGAAGCAACAAGAGCAAGAAUUAUGGCUAUCUAGGCCAUCGCGUACUUGUCAGAGAGAAUCCAAGAAUGAAGAUACAUAUAGACUGUCAAAUCGAGGGGUGUGUGAAGAUUUAACAAAGGCAGCUUCUAGUGCAGCAUUUGCUCCAUCGUUGUCCCAGCCUUUGUUUACCCUAAGUACAGCAGCUUAUGUCGCUAUUAAUAUGCUAUGCGUAUUACUCUGGAGAUGAUCUGCAGCUAUUAUAUAAGAACUUGAGGUACUACAAUUUCCAGCACGACUUCUCAGGUAUUGCGUGUUUCUGGAAGUGUAUAUAGCUUACAUACAGUUUGAUAGCUAUUGAACGAUCGAUGAGCUGUCAGUAUGAUGUGGGAAGCGUGCAGCUAAUAAUUAUUAUCAAUAUAUUCAUUUCCGUUUCAUUGAAACAACAGCCUAAUUAGGUAAAUUAGUAACCACAAUUAUUUCUAACGAGACUAUUUAUAUAUGUUCAUGAGUUUUGUACACAAUUAUUUUUUAUAACAUUUAUCAUAAUUUAGCAAAUUGUAGUAUUCUAAACAUUUGCUUUAGAAUUGUUUUAAAAUACAAAAUAGUAUUUUGUACUUCAAACAAAUUUAUGUAUCGUACAUAUGUAUUUGGAACAUUUUAUUCUAUUUGGAAUAUUUUAUUCUAUUUCUGAUAAUAUUUUUGAGAUUACGAAAGUGUGUAGUUUACGCGACAGCCUCAAAUCAUGACCACUUCUGAAUAUCUAAACUCGAAGACUCACAUAUAUAUUCUUAAGUAUUACCGCGCUACUGUAAAUACGACCAGGGUAUAAGUAAUCGAGAUAUUUUAAUUGAGUUAUUUUCGAGUGAAAUUGGGGAUAUGCUAUGUAAUUACAAUUUAACAGAUUGAACUCGUAUCUAAUAUAAAAUAAAGCAAGGCACAUAGGUUUUAUCUUUUAGCUAGUAUAUACAAUAAUUGUACAUAAUAUAAUUAAAAUAUUGUAUAAAGACUGUUUUUAAAAGAGUAUAACAAGUAUACCGCUCACGAUAUUGCAUAUUGUCACUGAAAGUGUGUGCAUUUUCAAAGACGUUCUCGAGAUCGGCCUCGCAAUCGAAGAUCCGUGUACGUAUGACACUCGUGUUACAUUAAGUUUGUGAAUCGGAAUAGAAUAGAAAAUCUCGAAGAAUAGAAAAAGUCUAGUAAAUAGAAAAAAAAAAUUAUUUCAUGUCAGUUUCUGUAAAAAUCGAACAUGCAUCAAUGUGAAAUUUAUCAAAAAACUGAAACUAAACAAAAUUUAAGCUUCAAGCUUAUUCUAUUAAGACAAUUUUAUUAAAAAGUAUCAAUUUUUUAAUUUUAGUUGCCGAUUUUUUCAUCAUUUGAGCCUAUUUGAAAUUUAUUUAUUUGUUUAAUUUUUUAAUUGUUACUUGUAUAACUCAGGAUUUGUUAAUUUAUAUGUAAUGCUUUAGUUCUUUAAUUUAUUAAAUAUGUUGCAUGGCCCUUAUUUUUUAAAUUUGAUAAUAUUGUAAACUGAUAUCUGUUAAUUGUUCUUUUUGCUCUUUUUAAUUAUUGUUUAUUAUCUCUCUGGAGUCUCUUUAUUGUAUCCAAUCUUUGAAAAUUGCAUAAUAGUAUAGAAGAGAUACAUUUUCUUUGGAACAUUUUUUUUCGCAGAUUAUUGUCUAAUGGUUCUGAAAUUAAUAGUUUUAAAGCAUCUUUGGAAAGUUAAAGGUAAAAAUCAUUGCUCUAUUGCAUUCAUAAAUUUAUCGAACAACACUGUGCAUCGUCAAAGAUUUUUGGUAGGCCUAACAUAUAAACGACUGACUGUGGUACAUUUGUGGAUGCAUUAAAAUACGUAUUCAUCGCGUGUGAAUAUACAUAGCGCUUUUGCAUUUCUGACACAGAGCUAGUGGAUGUUGAAAUAAAUCAAUUGCGAUUCUUGAUACCUCCUAUUUAUCAUCGAUGUCAUACGCAAUUCGCAUAUGUAUCGCAAUUCAAAUGUAUGGCCUCUCCAGUUUAUAUCAUUGUGCUCGAAUAUCAGCAAGUUUCGAUCCGCGCCACGCUGAAUUCAUAUAUCACGAUGAAAUAUUUCCUUUUAAAUACCCGGUGAUACAUUUUUUGAUAAUUUAAUACGCAUUUAAUCUCUUGCAAACAACGCGUAUUGUACAAAUAUCGAGUCACUUGUGUGCUUUUUUCUAUUGCAUUUUCGAAAAUUAAGAUAGCGUACAAUUAUCACUAACAAUACUUACACAUAUAAUCUGGAAAUUAAUAUCUACAUAUGUAAAUCGGAUGACUUCGAGAAAUAUAGUUUGUAUCUUUAUCGUAUCUCUCUAUAUUUCUCAUAAUGUAUUUGGAUUUUCAUAAAUGAUACAACACUAAUUGUUAUUUUUUUAUUGAAAACUUGGUAUAUUUCGCGUUUCGGAGUAUUUUUAUACUAUAUAGCGACAGUGUGUGUAUGGUGGUAUUAAUAAAAAAUCAUAAAUUUUCAUUACUAACAUUUUAGCCGAAGAGAUAAUAUGGCUGAAAUGAUAAGAUUUAAAAAUACUAUUGGUAUAACGUUGACUAUAUAACAUCUUGGAAUCUCUAUAAAAUUUGUACUGAUUCGAGAGUAUUAAACAAAAAUAACAUAAUAAUCUAUAUGAUAUGAACGAGGGAGGGAAGCUGAGAAUAUGGUCCAUCAUGCGAAGCUCAAUAGUUUUCUAUUUUUAUCAAAUGACACUCUGCCAUAUAUAUUACACACACACACACACGCACACAUUUAUACUGCAAUUGUACAUAUAUAAAGUUUUAUUGAUCAUACCCGUAUAUAUGUACACACAGAUAUAUACUUGCAUAUAUAAAGCCACACAUGAUAACUAUAGGAGAAGCGAAAAAGCGAUAGAAGAAAAAAGUACGUAGAGGAACUCGUAGAUACACAUUUUAGUACAUAUUUCGUCAUCCAUUAACUCUGUGACAUCCAUUUCAUGUACGCGUAAAUGUGACAGCCAAAAGAGAAACGAAACUGAACUCUAAAAAUACAUUUUUAUUGUAUAUAUCGUAUAUUUUCUAAAUAAUGGACUGUUCCGGAAUUCAGGAGAUUUGUUGAAGUAAGCGAAAGUGUAUGGAUUCGAAUUAUAUUAAAUAUUUGAGCAUUUAAAUAACGAAGACAGAUUCUUAUUUUUAUACGGAUAGGAUGGACUUAUCGCUAUGUCCUAAUCCCCCUACACACACGAAACUUGACACGAUAAGCGAAAAUGUAGUCAUAUACAUACGAAUAGAUAUUUUACGUAAGUUUUGUAACUGCUGCAUUUAUAUCGUUAGCAUCUCAUCUCCGAAAGCAAGAAGCAAUUCUCGACUGUAGAGGCCUAGUUCAUUGCCGUCGCAAACUUUUUAUUAUAAUUAUUAAUAUUUUCUCACCAUAUAUAUUAUAUUAAUAUUUUAUUAUAUUUUUUGUACGACUCUAUUGUUUUAUAUAUAUACAUAUAUAUACAUAUAUACUAUUUUGAGAGACACGAGAUAUCUAAUAAUAGUGACACAGUGCAGGCCUUGUUACUUUAUGCGCGUUUGAAAAUGCGAAACAGAAACGACAACCGAUAUGCCUUAAAUAUACAAUUUCUAAUGCCUUAUGCGAAUCACAAAAGUAUGAACGGUCGGUUACUUUUAUACACUGAAACGAUCCCGUGUAUGUUUUUGACAAAAUUUAACAGGACUGAUACACACACUGCGUGCGUGCGUACAUUAACGAUAUUAAAUUAUCAUACCUACACACAGCGUACGAUCCCCCCAUAUAGUCGAUAUGACUGUAUUGAAUUCCGGAAACAGAUAUUACACGAUGUAACUUUAAUAUUUCUAAAGUAAGCUCUAAUUUAUAAGGUGUGGAAAUGAGUAAUUGAAAGUCGCGAGAGAAACGCUCACGCGAAAACGAGAGGGAGAGACACGAAAGAAAAAGAAAGAAAGAAAGAAAGAGAGAUGAUAAUAACUCACGAGUUUUGUACAUCCACUUGCGCACACGUAUAUUUUGUUUAUUGCUGUGAUGAAUUAUGUAAUUAUAAAUAUUAGCGUGUAAGGCGGUUUGAAAAUGCGGCUUUCCUUGCCAUUCUAGUAUAAUUGCAAGCAUUAGUCACACACUUCUCCCCUCCCCCGCUGUUCGAAUGUAAGCCUCUUUGAAAAACCUUACGGUUACGGAACAAGACGACCUAUUUAUCCUCGAUGUAUUUAAUUGUACGAUAUUUACGGCAUACUUGUAAAGCGCCUUGGAUAAACGACUCGUUCAGAAGGCGAUUCGCCGCAACGACAAUUUCGUACGAGAAAAAAAAAAAAGAAGAUCUGAUUUAUUUUGCUACACGCGUGCGGGAAUUAUACGAGAACAAACUACGCCGAGUGUAUAUGUUUAUCCUCGCGCGAAACUAACACGGUACUUACUCAACGAUGCUAAUAUAACAGGGAGACUUUUCUUAAUAAAUAAAAAGAUUAUUGCCAACA
Cataglyphis hispanica is the source of this 6570-nucleotide messenger RNA. RefSeq lists its product as uncharacterized. Lineage: Eukaryota; Metazoa; Arthropoda; Insecta; Hymenoptera; Formicidae. The coding region runs from base 536 to 2365 and encodes 609 amino acids. The transcript is spliced from 13 exons. The record is from RefSeq and is a predicted model, not a curated record.